This is a messenger RNA of Phanerochaete carnosa HHB-10118-sp, 1626 nucleotides long. RefSeq lists its product as uncharacterized. The transcript has 9 exons. The record is from RefSeq and is a predicted model, not a curated record. The coding region runs from base 89 to 1588 and encodes 499 amino acids. Gene Ontology annotation, molecular function: aldehyde dehydrogenase (NAD+) activity. NCBI's taxonomy places the organism in Eukaryota, Fungi, Basidiomycota, Agaricomycetes, Polyporales, Phanerochaetaceae.
GACGACAUAGGAAAGACGUAUAUAAGACAGCGCAUGAAUCGUGUUCCGCCUCACAUUGCAGCCUCGACUCCAAAGCCAAUCCGCCAAGAUGCCUGGCAUGUUCACUCACGAGUUCGCCACAGAACUCUACAAGGGCACCGCGACGGUGAACACUGGCCUAUUCAUCAACGGACAGUUCGUCGACCCCGUUGACCGCGAGAGCAUCGAUGUCUGCAGCCCCCAAGACGGAAGUGUUAUCACAAAGGUUUCCAUUGGAAACGCGAAAGACAUCGAUAUUGCUGUCAAGGCUGCCUUGGCUGCCUUCAAAAGUUCCUGGGGCCUCAAGACACCAGGUUACGAGCGUGGAAAGCUCCUGUACAAGCUUGCCGAGCUCCUCGAGAAGAACGCAGGUACACUUGCGGCUAUCGAGGCUCUUGAUGUUGGCAAGCCUUUCGUUCACGCGAGUCAGGAUGUUCAGGAAGCUAUCGACACCCUGCGCUACUACGCUGGCUGGGCAGACAAAAACCAUGGUCAGACCAUCGAGACAACUGAAGCCAAGUUCGCCUACACUCGACAUGAGCCCAUUGGUGUUGUGGCAGGGAUCAUUCCAUGGAACUUCCCAUUGACAAUCAGCAUUUGGAAAGCCGCUCCCGCGCUCGCAACCGGUAACGCCAUCGUCCUCAAGCCAUCCGAGGUGACGCCGCUAUCUGCACUCAAGCUCGCCGAGCUAGUCAAGGAGGCCGGCUUCCCCGACGGUGUCUUCAAUGUUGUGACCGGCUACGGCGCGACCGCAGGCCAGGCGAUCACAGAACACCCACUGGUCGGGAAGGUAUCGUUCACUGGCAGCACGAUCGUCGGCCGUAAGGUCAUGGAGACUGCGGCGAAGACGAAUCUGAAGCGUGUGACACUGGAGCUUGGGGGUAAGAGUCCAAUACUCAUCUUUGACGACGCGGAUGUCGAGCAGACCGUCAAGCGGGUCUGCGGGAGCACCUUCUAUAACAGUGGCCAAGGGUGCGCCGCCGGCACACGCAUCUUAGUCCAGGAGGGAAUCUACGACAAGUUCCUCCAGGUUUUUGCUGACGCAGCAGAGUCGCUCAAGCAGGGUGAUAGCUUCAAGGCAACGACCCAGCAAGGUCCUCUCGUCUCCAAGACGCAGCUCGACCGCGUGCUCGGCUACAUCGAGUCCGGCAAGCAGGAAGGUGCACGCAUCGUCACUGGUGGCUCGCGCGCCGAAGGAGCAGGCUACUUCAUGAGGCCGACGAUCUUCGCUGACGUGAAGCCAGACAUGAAGAUUGUGCGCGAGGAGAUCUUCGGUCCUGUUGGCGUCGUGAUCAAGUUCAAGACUGAAGAGGAGGCGAUUGAGGCUGCGAAUGACACCGAUUACGGCUUGUCGAGCUACGUGUUCACUGAGAAUCUUAGCCGCGCGAUCCGCGUCUCGAAUGCGAUUGAGGCCGGCAAUUGCUUUAUCAACCAGGCUAUACUGCUUUGCGCGCAGGUACCAUUUGGCGGCUACAAGCAGUCGGGCUACGGCAAGGAGAUGGGCGAGUAUGCUCUUGAGGCCUACACGCAAGCCAAGGCUGUCCACGUCAACUUGAGCCUCAAACUAUGAGAGCGUAUGGGGGACAUACCAACUAGAAUACUUGUAAU